Ctenocephalides felis (cat flea) is the source of this 740-nucleotide messenger RNA. RefSeq names its product synaptogyrin-like. The record is from RefSeq and is a predicted model, not a curated record. NCBI's taxonomy places the organism in Eukaryota, Metazoa, Arthropoda, Insecta, Siphonaptera, Pulicidae. Gene Ontology annotation, cellular component: synaptic vesicle membrane; neuromuscular junction.
GUGCGCCACAGUUGGCUGUCACAAGUGUCACUUUACCUUUACUAUCGAUUUCUAUUUUUAUCCUUGACCAGGACAUAAUAUCCUAAAAUAUAUACCUCCUUUGAAACUAUUAAAGACAUGUAUUAUUUAUAAUUAAUAUUUUUGUUGUUUAAUUUUGUGGUGGUGAUAAAAUGGACGCUGGCGGAGCCUACGGGGGCGGUAAAGCUGGGGGUACAUUCGACCCUAUAGCUUUUGUUCAGAGGCCCCCAGUGAUAUUAAGAGCAGUCUGUUGGUUAUUCAGUAUCAUAGUAUUCGGUUGCAUAUCAUCUCAGGGAUGGAAAAUUGAUAAUACAACAAAGGAGGACGUCUGCUUGUACAAUAAUGACUCGAAUGCAUGCAACUAUGGAACUGGAAUAGCCGUCAUUGCAUUCCUUGCUUCCAUGGGCUUCCUGGUCGGAGAGUAUCUGUUUGAGCAGAUGUCCAGUGUCAAGACACGUAAGCAUUAUGUUCUUGGAGACUUGGGAUUCUCAGGUUUUUGGUCAUUCCUGUACUUUGUAGGAUUUUGUUACUUGGCCAACGCUUGGGGAAAAUCAGAGGCCCCAGAGAAUGGCUUUGGUGUUAAUAAUGUGCAGGCAGCUAUCGCUUUUUCAUUCUUUUCAAUCUUCACCUGGGCUGGUUGCGCCUUUUUUGCGUUUCGCCGGUUCCGCACAGGAGCCGAUUCAGCUUUUGCGCCCUCAUACGAAGCUGAACCCAUUGGGGGU